Messenger RNA from Patella vulgata (common limpet), 2776 nucleotides. RefSeq lists its product as uncharacterized. Gene Ontology annotation, biological process: positive regulation of voltage-gated potassium channel activity; sleep; regulation of synaptic transmission, cholinergic. The record is from RefSeq and is a predicted model, not a curated record. Lineage: Eukaryota; Metazoa; Mollusca; Gastropoda; Patellidae. The coding region runs from base 213 to 680 and encodes 155 amino acids. The transcript is spliced from 5 exons.
GAACGGUGAUAGUCUGCAUAAAAUGUAAUUCUUAUUUAUGAUGAAUGCACUUGAUAUGCAAAUAUGAUGCAAAUUAGUUUCCGUAAACUACUAUAGCGAUAGUCUUUUCUAUUCACUGAAAUUUAUAGACAUAAAUGGACUUACUGUAGCGAAUGUCUACUUAUUUGUUAUAAAAUGGAAAUCUAACCAAAAGAAAUCCCGAACAGAGGAAGAUGACGACUGUCUUUACAAUAUGUGCUGCAACUUUUACGACAACCAUCUUGAUGACCUUACUUGUCCAAGCCAAAGACACCAGGUGCCACUCAGAUAUUGGAAAAGGAAAUGAUAACAUCAGACAUACCAAUAUAAUCAACUGUUAUUUCUGUUCCUCGUCGUCGACGUCCAGCGACCAUUUUUGUGGCGAUCCGUUUAACUUAUCACACCCGGCUUUAACAACGAUACCAUGUGAAGGUUACUGUGCUAAAUGGGUGAUUGAAAAAACCCCAGGCGAGUUAAGAUAUACAAGAACAUGUUCAAAGCACAUGCAGAUGAAAAUGCAUAUAAACUUAGUUUGUAUGAAAGAACGCGGAUCACACAAAGGGCACCUGUGUUUCUGUGGAGAACAUGGCUGUAACCUAGCAACGACUCCAAGCAUCUCUAUGACGACGUUAUGGAUACUGGCGCUAAUGGUAACGUCCUGACAGGAAGUGUGCGACGCAUGACAUAAUAUGGCGUUGUUUGAUCAGUGGAUGGAGAUUUUAAUGGUGGGUUAUAUCUCAAUGUAAAGGUGUGAUUUUGCGGGCAUGAGAAAGGCGCUUUUCAAAAUUUCAACAUCGAAUGAAGGUCAAUGUGGUUAUAAAAGUUUGUGGAAUGUUUGCUUAUCUUGGACGGAACUCGAACAAGAGGAAUGGGUUAAGAGUGGGAAUUGACGUUGAUGCUGAGCAGUUAUAAGCUUUUUAUUAUAUCUUUAAAUAUUUAUGGUUGCUUGAAUAUUUCGAUAAUAUUUUUCAAAUUUAUUAUGAAUUUUUGUCUUCAAAUUUGCCAUUUCUUCUAGUUACUAAAUCUGCUUUAACUACAUAUUGUACCGAGCACCAUUUGGAUGUUUUCCUUCCGCACUUAAAACAGUGUAAUGUUUUUUCUUUUGAGAGCUAGAAUGUUUUCAUUGAAUUCUUAUACUAUAAUCUUGCCAAAUUUCUUUUCGCAAUGACAUCUUGUCAUAAUAUGUGGAAUAGGUUAAUGGAGGUCAAGCGAAUCAAUUUUCAGAUAGUAAGUCGAGAAGAGUGAAAUAGCUUUAUAGCGAGAUUUAUUUGUCGCGAGCAUCCGCUUUCCAUGCACAGUAAUAUCAUCCACUAAUAGAUUUUGGAUAUAAAAAAUAUGGUGUUGAAAUGAUAUUCAUGUUUAAUCGUUAACUCUACUAUCCAUGUUUCAAUUAUAAGCAAAUUAUUUUCAGUCCAGCCAUGCGUUACGCAACGGUUUUAAACGUCACAAUGAAAAAUCGAUAUUUCAAAUUAAUGUUUAUUAAGAUCCGGGUUGGUAAUGUACAGUGCAUUAAAUCAUUAAUAAUCAAACAUGGUUAAAACAAAAUGUCUAACCUGGUGGCUAUUUUGAAGGUUGACGAUUGGGUUCUCACCAACACUAUACUUAUUAUAAUUGAAUUGUUGGCUUAUUAAACUUGUCCGGCAUUGGGCCUAUAACAAUGAUGAUUGCGGAGGAGUUGUAUUCCAUACGUGGGAUGUGUCUGAAAGCAACGAAACCUAAUAUAGAGUUGUUAUUCCGAUUCUAGAAUUUAUAUCUUUGUUCCUGGUUUAUUGUUGACCUUUAGACAGUUCCGGUCAUUUCAUUUUUGGAUGAAAAAGGACCCCAUGGUUACACAAGCAAUAAAAAAUACCUUCGUAAUACAAUAAAGAUUCUAAACAUGGCAAUAACUAAAUUCCUUUGAAUCGACGGGUGCAAUAAUAUUGUUUUUCAUCAGCGACUACAACCAUUUUUAUCGUCGAUUUCACGGUUACCUUCCUACAAAGAUUACUUCCCCUUUUUAGUACCGAGCAGAAAUUGGGAACGCUCGGCAAACGUCGGCAGACUCCGGUGCCCUACAUGUAACCUCGGCUGUAUAACAAAUUCCGCCAUUGAACUACUUUCAAGUUCCCAGAUUACAAAUGGCGGCGCCCAUGAAGGCGCCUGUGAAGAGUGUUUUCUCUCUCGAAAUUAUAUAUUGUUUGUUAUGUACUUUCAAGUUUAUCCGAUUUCAUUUAAUAAAAGGAAAGCUUUGCAAUGAAAAUUCCAUACACUCUUCGAACUUCUUUCUAAAAGCGGCAAGUUUUCCUGAUACCGGUAGCCGCAUCACAAUUGUAUUGGUGUAGCGACAUAUCCCUUACCGUCAUACAACCGAGGCUAGAUGUAGGGUACGGGAGUCUGCUGAGUGAAAUUAGGAACAUGGUUUAACGAAUACCAAAUCCACAUCCAUUUAUUUUGAUAAACUUAUUUCGGAAAGUAAUGGUCAUUGUUUAAUUAUGGCGAAUCCGAAUAUUUGUCACAUAUUAAUAUUAAUCCAGAUUCAUUGAGAAAUACGAUUCCAAUUCCUUAAUAUAAAAGGCGACCCACAGAUGUAAGAAGUUCGGUAUACUGUGCCGAGAACUACUUUUCAUUUCAUCUGUAGGUACUUAUUGUACACGGGUCCUAGAUAUAUUUGGGGCCAUGUUGAAUUAAAUAUUGAUAUAUUUACAAUUAUGCAAUUUCCGAUGUUUACAAUUCAUUGUAUUAUUUCUUAUAACUUGUGCUUCUAGGAAUAAAAACAUGA